GGUUAACCUCAAAGAGGCAUAAAAGGGAAAGGGAAUAGGCCAAUUGGGCGUGUUCGUUAUCAUAAAGCAUCGAUCUUUCUUACACCCUUUUGCUUUUCCUCAAUUCCUAUUCCACUAUUCUUACCCUUUCUUCCUCCUCAUUUUUUAUUUUUUAUAUUUUUGCCAUCCCUUUUGUUUUUGAAAUUUUGAUUUUGCAGGUCGUUCCAAUGGGGAAAUCCUCCUCUUCACUCAAGAAGAAACGUUCUAAGAAUUCCUCCAAGGCCAAGGCAAGCAGUAGAAGAAAGAGUAGGAAAUAUAAAUCCAAGAAGGUUCGCCGCCGUGAGGUAUCUCUCUCUAGUUCUGACUAUGAUGUUUCAAAAAGUUUGGAUCCCUUGGUUUCUUCUAGUUCUGGAGAUAGCUACAGAAGAAAAAGGGAUCGAUCUCGUGGAAGAAAAGAUGUGAAAGGUCGUAAGAAAAGAGCAAGGAGAUCUUACAGCCGUGACAGCAGUGAGGAUUCUCAUUAUGCUAGGAAGAGAAAAAAGGCGAAGAGGAAAAAUGAGUAUGAUGAGGUGAGGGAGAAACCCUACAAGAAGAAAAAAAUUAGGAAAGAAGCAAGUGUUAGUUCAAUGAGCAACAGAUCGUGGAGCUGUUCAACAUGUCAGAAAGAGAGUGCUAGCAGUGACAACGCUCAAUAUGAGAGCCACAGGGGAAGAUCGGAAAAAAAAGAGAAACAUCAAAGAAGAUUGAAAGGAAGAAGUGGAAGUGAUAAGAGUAGUAGAUACAAAGCCAGAAGUUGUUCUUCAUGCAGUCCCAGUAGUGAAAGUAGUUAUGAAGGGACUGAAGAGAAACAUGUAGGUGAGAACAAUUCCAGGUGGCUUCGGUCAGUUAUUACUGUUGCAAAAGAGGCAGAAGAAUCUGAGGAAUUGUGUAGAAAUGAAGUCAAGGAGGAGAUUGUUGAUGAUCAUGAUUACCCUUGUAGAAGUAAUGACAGUAACGAUGGGGGCACAAAGAGAGAGUUGGACCAUCAUAUGCUUCUUGCAUCAGAAGAGAAUUUGAGAGUUGAUGAUGAGAUGGGAGAUAUGAAUUCUGGUCUUAACUUCACAGAUCCCGAACUUGGAGAUAGGAACCACGAUCACAGGAGUAACCUUGAAGUUUAUAGUGCUGGAACAAGUGAAGCUAUAAAGAAGGAAACAGGUGAGACUUCUGGUGCAGAUCAAAAUGGUGAUGAUGAUUUGGAGUCAAUUCUGAGACAAAGAGCAUUGGAGAACUUAAGAAAGUUUCAAGGUGAGAGGCCGUCUACUAGAAAAGCUUCUGAUCAGAAAAAUAAGAUUGUUAACCAGGUGAAACAAUCAAUUACUGAUAAACCUGAACCGGUUCAAGGUAAGUCUAUUGUCAAUGAUGUAGGUGUAGGAACAAAGUUUAAUAAGCCAACCCCUGUAGAAGAAACUAAUUUGCCUGUUGGGAGAAGAAAUUUAAUUGCUCAUCCAAGAAAUAAUGAAAGGAGUUUAAACAUAGAUAAAAAUAUAUCUGGUUCUGCUAAACAUCGUUUGUCCUGUGCACCCGACAACACUAGUGGAACAGACACUAAAUCCUCUAAUCACAGUACAAGCAAUUUAGAAUUGACCACACAAACACAAAAUUCUUGCCAUGAUUCACUUCAAACCGCUGCUUCAAAUGAACUUCCCAAUAAUGCAAAGCUCCCAGUGACCAAGGGUGAUCUAGAAAGGAAUCCAGCUAAGACCACUCAAACUGCAAUCCGGAGUGUUAAUAACAAUGGCAGAGAUGUUGAUGAGUUGCGCAAUUCUGCUACCCCUGAAUCUUGCUUUGAAGGUUCAUCACUAGAGAAUAAAUCAGGCAAAUUGCAAGAAGAAUCGAAUCAGGGCUCCCAGUUUGAGCAGAAAACAAUGAAUGUGAUGCGGGGUGGUGAAAUGGUACAGGUUAGCUACAAGGUCUAUAUCCCUAAUAAAGUCCCUGCUUUGGCUAGAAGGCAACUUAAGCGAUGAUCUUUAAUCCUUCUUCUGGGGAAUAAAAUGGCUUUCGGAUGUUGUGCUCUUGUUUGAAACAGAGAAGAGCACCAAUUCCAUGCGCAGGAAAGUGUAGAAACUUGUGAAGAGAUGGUUUGUAGAUUCAGUAUGAAACCUAAGAACUGCAUCAAUUUCUCUAUUAGCUAUAUUUUGUUUUAGGUGAUAUCAUAUGUUAUCUGAAUGUAGUCUGUUGCAAGAAUAUUAAUGAAACCAUUGUAAUAGUUUUUUGGUGGAACAUGAAGAAAUCUUCUGUCAGCUGUGAUGCUGUAGUAGGAAUUUGGCGUUGCAGUCUUGGUAUCAAUGGUAUGUGUAUAGAAACAUGUUGAAAAAUUUAUACACUGGAAUCCAAACCAAAAGAUACAACUAGUAGCGUU
This is a messenger RNA of Abrus precatorius (Indian licorice), 2377 nucleotides long. RefSeq names its product pre-mRNA-splicing factor CWC22 homolog. Bases 207 to 1982 code for a protein of 591 amino acids. NCBI's taxonomy places the organism in Eukaryota, Viridiplantae, Streptophyta, Magnoliopsida, Fabales, Fabaceae. The transcript is spliced from 3 exons. The record is from RefSeq and is a predicted model, not a curated record.